AUGUGGUACUUCUAUAAUUACUCUUCUCAGAUUGCCAUUCUCGCGAUGGGCAUGGUAAUCAGUUGGCAUCUGCGGCAUGUCCCCGGCCCUCUGCUGUCAAAAAUCACGAAAAUGCACUUGGCUAUGUACGAUUUCUCUUACAGCCGGAACGACCAAAUUCUGGAAUGGCAUCACCAAUACGGGCCUAUAAUCUGUAUAGCGCCUAAUGAAGUUUCAGUAGCGACCUUGGAAGCCACAAAGGAAAUAUACAGUGCCACGCAGCGAUGGCCAAAAAGUAAUUACUUUGACAACUUCAAAGGGUACAAUAGGCGAUCCAUUUUUGCGACGAAGUCACACGAAGAGCAUCGCGCGAAGCGAAAAUUAACCUCCAAAUUUUACCAGGCUUCAAACAUAUACACCGUGCCAGCCAUUGAGCAGCAUAUCCAAGAACGUUCCCAGACUGUCCUGAGGCAGAUCCGCCCUGGUACGCAAGUAGACAUUUAUAGUCUCACCGACUGUUACGCUCUUGAUAUUAUCACAUUCUUGGUGUUAGGUCCUCAUCAUUGCACCCAGUCUGUGGAGAACGUUUGUCUAGAGCGUCAAAUACUUAUGGAUCUAAAACACUUACAAUUUGUUGGGCCACUUCGCCUUCGUUGCCCGAUUUUUUGUGAUUACGCCUCAAAACUACUGGAUACGCUGAGCCCAGGGCUGGCAUACCUUCAGGCAGAGGAUAGACUCGCAUCAUGGUGUCAACAACGCAUUUCCGCAGCAAUGAAAGACCCCGAUUUUGAUAAUUCGCGUUCGCUCCUCCAACACAUCCUCGCAAACCUCCAAAAUGUCAGACCAAAGCUGUCGACUGACCACUUAUACGUUGAGGCAGAGAUUCUCGACAAUAUUAAUGCUGCCGAGGCUACUGUUGCGGUAACUGCCACGUAUCUUCAGAAAAUACGAAAAGAAUUAAAUGCAUUGGCAGUACAAGAGAAUGGCCUUAUUUCAUUUGCCGACGUCAACAGCCAAGUCCCAUCUCUGGAAGCAUGCUUGAGAGAAGUAUAUCGCCUCCAUCCGGCAUCGAGUGGACGUUCUGAGCGCCUUGUUCCAAAAGGCGGGCGUACUUUGUCAAACAUUUAUCUUCCAGAAGGAACCAUAGUCACAAACUCAGUCGCAGCACUUCAUCGAGAUGAAAAUAUAUUCCCAAAUCCAGAUCAUUUUUUGCCGGAAAGAUGGCUUGAAGGAGACGAGGAGAUGCUAAACAGGAGAUUGAAUCAACUUAUCCCCUUUGGAUACGGCGGAAGAGUCUGUUUAGGAAAGGCACUUGCUACUAUUGAGAUCAAAUUGCUAAUUGCAGGGCUCUAUCGAAAGUAUAAAACAGUCAUGACAGAGUCAUCCACGCACGCCUCAAUGAGGCAAUGUAGCACACAUGACGCUGUACCAUGGGGAUUGCAAUGUGUGAUUGAAUGUCAGUUGGUUGACGACGACCAGCAAGAAUAA
Trichoderma harzianum CBS 226.95 is the source of this 1467-nucleotide messenger RNA. RefSeq lists its product as hypothetical. The record is from RefSeq and is a predicted model, not a curated record. Bases 1 to 1467 code for a protein of 488 amino acids. The transcript is spliced from 3 exons. NCBI's taxonomy places the organism in Eukaryota, Fungi, Ascomycota, Sordariomycetes, Hypocreales, Hypocreaceae. Gene Ontology annotation, molecular function: heme binding; oxidoreductase activity, acting on paired donors, with incorporation or reduction of molecular oxygen; monooxygenase activity.